AAAAGAGGUCUUAUUUUUGUACAUUUCCUACGUUUUUUUUCAUUUCCCACAAAAAGACGAUGAGCUUAUUCGCUUUAUUUCUUGACGGUAGUGGGUUGCACACAGCAGCGCACUUGAGCUGUGUUAUUCUGCCUUUAUGAAACGAAUAGCCAUAAAGUACACUGACUGGCAGUGUGUGUUCUAAUACUGUCUAGUGUUUCGUUUUUGAUUCCUUCUUGCCUGACGCCUUUCUUCGGGAAAGGAUGGCCGGAAUGAAAAGAAUACAGAAAUGCACCAACGUUAUUGAACAGUAAAUGGGAAACUAAAAACUCAUGUUCCUGAAAAAAAAAACCUCUAAUAUUUAGAUUAGGUUUUCAAGACUUCCCUAAAUUAUAUGCAUGAGAAUCAUUUACCUGUUUUCAUUCCUGUAAAUUCAUUCAAUACAUUCAUGCAAACAAUAGCAUGCGGAUGUUCUUAAACCUAGGCAACAUGUAGAUUGCUUAAUUUAACAAUAUUCUCUCGUUGGAGAAGGACCAGCCAUGAGCUGAAUCUCCUUCAUAAAGCUAACUCAAGUCGGACUCGAUUAUCUGGGAUAAUCGAGCCAUUUUGUACUCUUAUUUCCUUUGCUUUUGUGUGUUAUGGCUGUUGAUGUUUCUUCUAAGGAUUCCUGUAGCAUUUCAACCUGGAGAUUUAUCAAGAUAUUCGAUCUGUGAAUUAUUUCAGGAAUACCAUCUGUGCAUUCUCCAAAAAUGCCUUCCACUAUUUUCUGGUUAGUCUUUAGGAACAUUUCAACUAAUACCGUGGGGUGCCCUAAUUUCGCGCGGGCCCAAAUUUCGUGAAUUUCUGACAUCUGAGAGCAUUAUUAUUUAAUUAACAGCGGAAUCAUCCAAAAUUUGCCAGAACCUCAAAACUGCAUUUGAUCUCAAUACAAUUCACAAAAAAAAAAUAAAUGAAAAAAUUGAUUUAUGUCAAAGAUUGAAAAAUAAAUUGCAAAUAUAUGCAAAUAGCAGAUGCCAUAUUCAGAGAUACGAGAAAAUCAACAUUCACAGAAGAGAACAAGUAUUUCGAUCUCUAGCAAAAUUAAAUAUUCCAAUUUAUGUUUAAUUAUUUCAAUUCAAUAUGUUUCAUUAUCAUACGCAAUAAAGUUACGUAAAAAUGUUUUUUUCUUCUUUUAUUUCAACAUUUAUGUUGUUGGCGAAAUUAGGAACCCACAAUUUGUAUGGGUCUCUAAUUUCGUGCACUCUUUUUUAUAACAUUGUUCGGUUAUUAGUCAUAGACUAUGACUCAUAGUUCUGAUAACUAUUUAGAUUGGUUUAAAAUUAACUAGGAACUGCUCAUAAACUACGUAAAAAGUAAAAAAUAAAUAAACAAAUGUGGGAACAGUAAGUAAGCUCGGGAUGAUUUUAUUUACCCCAACAUUGGGAGCAGUAGUUUACAGCCGCUAGUUUAAUUCAGGCAAAUUAUUGCCGUAUGCCUUAUUGCCAGAACACAAAUUCGGAAGACUACACUUUACUAGAACUAACCUCCCGAGGAAUGUGCCUAUUAAUGGCACAUAAUAGAAAGGUAAAAGGCUAAUGAAUUGAAUUCACAUUACUGACCAUCAGUAAAGUUAGUAAACAUUUGAUUCAAAUAGCAAACAAUACAUUGUUUAAUUAAGAUGUCAAUUAAAGAGCAAAACAAACGUCAAAAAUAAUAAUCCUUAAAACUACAGAAGGAUUUUUGGAAAUCUUAAUGUAAACAUCCGGGACGAACGCACCGUCUAAAUCAAAACUACUGCAUUGCUGUCACCAACGCCACCGGAAACGAGGACGAGCAAUUCAAAUCAACAAUACCCCCAUUCCAGUUGUUCGAAAAAUGAAAAUACUCGGAAUUUUGGUAGAUUCAAAUCUCAAUUUUAAGCAACAUUUGAUGUCUGUCAAGAACAGUUGUAGCAAACGGAUCAACAUCCUGCGCAUUCUAGGAUGUCGAUUGAAGAGAAGUAGUAGAUCCGUGCUACUCAAGGCAGGAUCAGCGCUCAUCACAUCAAAGUUGUUUUAUGGCCUAGUGCUCACCAGCACUAACAUCGACGACAUGGUACGGCUACUAUGUCCAACAUAUAACGAAGUAGUGCGACAGUCUUCCGGAGCCUUUGUAUCUAGCCCCAUUCCGUCCAUCAUGACGAAAGCUAGAUGCCUACCAUUCCGUGUAGCAUUAGUGCAACGACUAGCGCAGCUAGCAGUUCGACUUCUGGAGAAAACGCCAGCAGCAAUCAACUAUCCUGUGGUAUCCCGAGCCAACCAUUAUUUCCAGCAAAUCACAGGUUGCACUUUGCCGAAGGUUUGCCACACCCUCCGAAACUCUGAUCGAGAAUGGUUCAACCAUCCCCCAUACAUCGACAACCACUUCAGGAAACGUAUCAAAGCCGGUUCUAACGAAAGUGUCGUAUUACCCACGUUCCAGGAGCAUAUCACGAAUCAUUACCAACAUGAAAAAUACUACACCGACGGCUCCAAAGAUAUUGGCUUCACUGGAGUAGAGGUAGUCAUGGGAGAUGAAGAAGAAAGCUACGCUCUACCAGAAAUCUGUAGUGUUUUCUCGGCAGAAGCACAUGGUCCUCUUACUGCAGUACUCAAAGCAAGCUCCCAAGAGAAUACAAUCAUUUUUACCGACUCUGCUAGUUGCCUAGACGCCAUUCAAGGCGAUCGAUCUAAGCAUCCAUGGAUCCUGUUGGGUUGUGGAUCUUCGAUACCAGUGGCGUGUAGUUUGGUGAUCGCUCCCAACACGAACCGUGAUGUUCCAGCAUGAGUAGGCCCGAUAAAGGGGGGGGGGAUUCAAUAGCACCUACUGUUGAUCCGAGGUUGACUAGGAGGAACCCACAUACUUGACGGAAAUCCUUUCUAACCGUCCAUUAAAUGCACACGCGAAAUUUAUCAUAAACUACCGAAUAUAUUUACUCUAAGGACUAUACAUUUAUUUACAGGAGUACAAUUAACAUAUUAAAAUGACUGCUGGGGCAAACCCAGCAGCGGUUGCCGUCCGAUACUAUACUGACUAGAAGUGAUAAUAAUAAUUAGCCUACAGCCUAUGCAACACGUCGUCGAUGGUCGUUGUCGGUUGCCGUAGAUUAACGAAGCGAAUUUCUCUAAACCCGAUACCUGUCGCAGUGGUGAUAGAUGAUAUGAAGUGCGCGUGGAUCAGUCCGAAUUGAAUUGCAAUGAUGAUUCCAAAAUGAACAGCAGUAUAGCUAGGAUGGGCACUGCUAGUCCCGAACAGAUCCAAUGCAUAGAAAAUACUUUGCGCGAAAAGGGCAUAUCUCUGUGUUGGAUCCCAGGCCAUUGCGGAAACGAACGAGCAGACACCCUAGCGAAGCAAGCUAGACAUAAGCAGAAAAUGGACAUCUCAUCGCCGGCACAAGACGUUAUCAAAGCUACCAGGCGAAGCAUUUGGACUGCAUGGGAGUCUGAAUGGCACCAAACCCAUUCACAUCUGAGACAGAUCAAAGAUUCACCUACAAAGUAUCCAGAUCGCAAAUGUGCUUCCGAACAACGCAUUUUGACACGACUUCGAAUAGGGCAUACCCGCAUGACACACUCGCACCUAAUCGACGGAAAUUCUCCACCAAUAUGUAGCUGUUGCGGGACACACCUAACUGUCCAACAUAUUUUGACCGACUGCAGGAAAUAUGCCCAACAACGGAUCGACUGUGGGAUCAACGGCUCCAUAAACGAAAUCCUAGCAUACAACGCGCAACGCGAAGCAGCCAUCUUAAAGUUUACUAAACAUAGUAACAUUAAUAACGAAAUCUAAGUAAAAUCAAUGUAAAGUAAAAUAGUUAAUUCAGACACGAAUGCCACUUAAGUGGUAAAGUGUCUUUAAUAUAUAGUAAUAAUAAUAAUAAUAAUGUAAACUCCCGGGACGAACAUGGGAAACAGCAAAUAUUCACUCAUAUUUCUUCACAGACAUCGAUUUUAUCUACACGUUAUGGUUUCAUGGGUAGGGGUAGGCGGGGCAAUAUGGACACCCUAAGGUUUUUGCCAACUUUACCUGGCAAGAUGUCAAAAAAGCUUAGUUUUUUGAUACAUUUAUCCUUUUAAAGUCUAUUUAGCAUCUAUUGCAUAAGAAUGCUCACGAAGAAAAAUGAUUUAUCCACUUCAAAAAAUGUUAUGAAAAAUGUUAGUUUUUCAUGACCGUCUUCAAGCAUACGGGGCAGAAUGGACACCCCCAUGGGGCAAUAUGGACACCAUGAGACUUUUACGAAUUUCAUACAUUAUUUACACCUAUAAAGUCAUUUCAUUACAAAACAACUAUUAUAGAUGAAUAAUACGCCGAAGUAGUUAAUUUUUGCUCAGUUAAUUUAAAUGCAGGCUGUUUUGGAUAAAGCUUCGUUUUUGUCGACAUGUACAGCUGAGCCUAGAACAACUAUUUUCCACUGCUGUCGUUUUUUGGCCAAUUUGUUUCACCCUAUGUCUACUAUAGUGAACAUUUAACCGAAAAUAUACUGAAAUCGAAGAAUUUGGUUGGUUUGUGAUUUAGGUUAUAUUUUUCCCUUGCCGCUUCUUUCGAAAAGGUGAGUGUCCAUUUUGCCCCGGCAGCAGAAGAUAUUUCCAAACUUGUUUUAUGAUAUAAUAAAGAAGAAAAUAUAAACAUGUUAAGCAUGUAGAUACAGCAAAACUACUUGCAUGUGUUCUAGAAAUAUCAGGUUUUAAUCGACCUGCAAUAAAUUAAUCACUAAAUCUUAUUUUAGAUGGUGUGAAAAUUAUAAUUUCCAUGCACAAAAAACGGAGGACGCAACUUUUUCGUGUAAAAUCAAGUAUAAUUUUAAUUUCGAAUGCUUCUUUCCUGAAACUACGUUUUAGACAAAUGGACUAUAUUCUCCAUUCAUUAAAAGUUCAAAAAAGUUCGCAUAUUUCAAAAUAUUGAGGGUGUCCAUUCUGCCCCGGGUGUCCAUAAUGCCCCGCCUACCCCUAUUAUACGAGUAUGCUAAGUUUUGAAAAUUAACACAUUUCAAGCAUAAUUUUUCAAAUCGACGUAUCUAACUUUUUCACUGAUCUGAAUAAAUUCAUGGUCAAUGUUGACGACCAUUUCACUAAAAUAGUUUUAUUAUAAAAAGACUUUUCAUAAGUUUUUUCGUGCUUAACAUCACCAGGGAUAUAGCACGCACUAGGUAAGAAACAAAACCUACUCAUUCCAUAUCAUUUUCACAAUGAAUUUUGAUAAAAAUACACAUACACCGGGUUGGUUAGAGAUACGUCAUGCCAGAUACGUCGCUUUUGUAUGGUGCCAGUUUGGUGUAUCUGUUACUUUUGAUUUUGGCUAGAUACGUCGUUUGGUUUUCUCAUAUAUCAAAACGGUGUAGCUAUCAGUAAAGUUGUAAACAUCAAAAUAGUGAGAUACGUCGUUUCGAAUAAUAUGCUUAGUUAAAUAAAUGAAGCAAUAAAUCAUCAAACAGUUAUAUGGAUUCUUCAAUUUUCUUUAUGAAUCAUGCAUGCAGCAGUUAACCCGGAUUUGUUUACAUUCUCGAGUUACGUCGGAUUGAAAAGUUAUGCUUGAUUUAGGCGUUGGCCAAGGGCUGAUAGUCUCUUUAAUAAAGACAAAUUAAUCAAUCAACAUUUAGGCGAAUUCUACGUCUUUUAGAGUGAGCGAAAUUUGGACCCAUUUUGAACGAAAUCGGGCCCCCUUCCACGAAAUUUGGCACUUUCAAACAAAUCUAGCAUAACUUUUCAAUCCGACGUAACUCGAGAAUGUAAACAAAUCCGGGUUAACUGCUACAUGCAUGAUUCAUAAAGCAAAUUGAAGAAUCCACAUCAC
This is a messenger RNA of Aedes albopictus (Asian tiger mosquito), 5766 nucleotides long. RefSeq lists its product as uncharacterized. Lineage: Eukaryota; Metazoa; Arthropoda; Insecta; Diptera; Culicidae. The record is from RefSeq and is a predicted model, not a curated record. Bases 1834 to 2763 code for a protein of 309 amino acids. The transcript has 2 exons. Gene Ontology annotation, molecular function: nucleic acid binding.